Molecule: messenger RNA, 2153 nt
Organism: Chiloscyllium plagiosum (whitespotted bambooshark)
Lineage: Eukaryota; Metazoa; Chordata; Chondrichthyes; Orectolobiformes; Hemiscylliidae
Source: RefSeq, a predicted model, not a curated record
CACACACGGAGACAGACACAGAGCAGAGUUCAGCUGCUGUCAUUUUCACAAUCUCCAACAUCAAUUAGCAAAAAAGGUUGAACUACUGGAGUAACACCAGUCUCAGAGGUCUGCUGUCCAAAUUCAGGUCUCCCCUGCAUCGCCCACUCGAGAAAAUAUUGACCAGUCUGGAACUAUGGAGCCCUUUUGCAACCAGACAUUGUGUCAGAUCGAUUUUACGAGAAACAGCAUUGAGCUCGCGGUCAUAUACAGUGCCAUCUUCAUCGUGAGCUUUACCAUGAACUGUCUGACCCUCUGGCCAAUUAUCCUGCAAGUCAAGCAGAGGAACGUCCUGGGAAUUUACCUCCUAAGCCUGUCCAUAUCUGACAUUUUCUACGUGUUGACCAUUCCUCUCUGGGUCCUUUAUUACUACAAUGACCACACGUGGACACUCAGUUGGGCUUCCUGCUAUCUGUCAGGGUUCAUAUUCUAUUCCAACGUCUACAUCAGUAUCUUGCUCCUCUGUUGCAUCUCGCUGGAUCGAUACCUGGCAGUGGUCUAUCCCAUCGAGUCUCAGGGUUUCCGACGGCCGGGGAAAGCUGUACAAGUGAGCCUGCUGAUUUUUUUGGUCAUCUUCGGCCUCCACCUUCCAGUCCUCAUUGGCUCCAUCAGUCAAGAUGGCGGACACAAGACCGACAACCAGACUUGCUUCGAGCACAUCCCUCUGAUCAGGCCGGUUGCCAUCGGCAACUACUUCCGAUUCGUGGCUGGCUUUUUGCUGCCACUCCUGGUCCUGAUCUUUUCCUACCAGAGGAUCUUCAAAGGCGUCCGGAAGAGCUUGACCCUGGGGGCGGAACAAAAGGCCAAAGUUAAGCUUCUCUCCAUAUUGGUCAUCACCAUUUUCGUCAUAUGCUUCGCCCCCUACCACAUCAUCCUCUUGCUCCGAACCAUAAAUUUCACCCUCAACAACUGCAGUUGUGACUUCGAACAGGCGGUCCACCUGUACUUCAACAUUUCCCUGGCGUUGUCCAGCCUCAACAGUGCCGUGGACCCAAUACUCUAUGUGUUGGUCAGCAACGGUGUCAAAAAGGAUCUGAGGAAAACUUUCACCUCCCUUCGUUAUGUUGGCUUCGCAAAGGGUCAGACCACAAAGGGGUCACCUAUCUCGCUGACCAAGACUACUGCCUUAAUCGGCCAUGUUUGAUGGGAGGAGUUUGGGGGGGGGCAGGUCACACACAGAUUAACAAGAUGAUGGGAAGUCUUGCAUUCACCAGCGCCCCUUCCCCGUUGCCUAAAAGGAAGCAACGUCGGUUCUUAUCUCCAGUUUCCCAGCUGUGAAACCAGGACAGGGAAAAUCAGGAGGUGGAUCCAUCUUAUGCUGAACUCUAAAGGGAGACGAGAGGUAGAAAACUGGACUCCACGUAGCUUUCAAACCUGACUUUGAGCAUCCAGUUUAACAGGCUGUUUCACUUGGGGUGCCCAGGCAAUGAUUGACCAAGUGGGUGGACCAGAGAUUUGGAUAAUGGCCAAAGCGAGGUCUCAGGUUUGCUGUCCUCUGCUGGUCUCAAGGAGGAUUCUGCCAACUCGGUUGGUGCUCAGCUCCCUAUCUGACAGGAUCUGGAGAGCCGCACUCAGAGGUAAAAGGAACGGUUGGCUGUAAUCCCAUUAGUGAGAGACUUAACAUGAGAAGAACCCUUCAUGGUAACUUUAGCCAGUGCAGGAAUUGAACCUGCCAACCUGCCAACCAAGCGAAGCAACCCUCACCCCACGAGGUACCCAAUGUGAGGCUUGAACCCUGAGAUCGAGAGCCCCAUGGUCUACCAACUGAGCUAACUACUGGAGGGCUUGCAAACCCAGACCUGGAAACAUGAACUCAGCGAGGAGAAAUGAAGCUCAACAAUAUCCUCAAUCACUUCAAACCUUCCUCCUUGAGUUACAAGUUCAAUAUUUACCGGUUCAGCUGAAGUGACUCAUGGAGGUUUUUGUACAAACUGAGAUAUAAUAGAGAAUGCAUUUAGAAUUAAUGAAAAUAUUGCAGAUGUAAUGAACCAGCUAACUUGGAAGUGUGGUGAGGUAGCCACAAUUGCAUGUAAUGAGAUGUGUCAUGAAAUGUUCAAACUUUGCACAUAAUUUCAAUGACAAUGAUUCAAAACCCAUUAAAGAGGGACCAUGAU